AUGGGCGGCGGCAUUUUCAACGCCGUGACGAACGCCAUGAACGUCGGCUGCAAUUCGUUUGCGCUAUUCCUCAAAAACCCGAAACGGUGGGUGUCGCCAAUGUUCAGCGAUGAGGACGCGUCCAAGUUUGUGGAGUUCUGCAAAGAGCACGGCUUCAAUCCACGCACAGACGUGCUGCCGCACGGGUCGUACUUCAUCAACAUGGCCAACCCGGACCCAGCCAAAGCGCAACAGUCUUUAGAGUGUUUUCUUGACGAUCUGGUGCGCUGCGAGAAGCUGGACAUCGGCCACUACAAUUUCCAUCCCGGUUCGUCGCUGGGGUCCGACCACGAGGAGUCGCUAAAACGCCUGGCCGCUAACAUCAACAAGGCCAUCGAGCAGACCAGUUUCGUCAAGAUAGUCAUCGAGAACAUGGCGGGCCAUGGAAACCUCGUUGGAGGAGAGCUCGAGGACAUUCAGAAGGUGAUUUCGAUGAUUGACAAGAAAGAGCGCGUCGGUGUUUGCAUAGACACGUGCCACACGUUUGCAGCCGGCUACGACCUGCGCGACGAAGAAGCAUGGACCAAGUUCUGGGACGAGUUCGACUCCAAGAUCGGGUUCCAGUAUCUGAGUGCGCUGCACAUCAACGACUCCAAGGCUCCGUUGGGAGCCAAUAGAGACUUGCACCAGCGGCUGGGAUGGGGGUUUCUGGGGCUCGAAUGUUUUAGACUGCUCGCAAACGACCCGCGACUCGAAGGCAUCCCGCUCAUUCUCGAGGUCCCCGUAGAGCCAAAAGACGACUCUGCGUUUGGCGAAGAUAUUAAGCUGCUGGAAUGGCUGGUGGGAAAGUCCAAAGACGACAAGGAGGUGCUGGAAAAGAGCAUUGAACUGCAAAAACUGGGCGAAAAGGAGAGAAAAGAGCAACUGGCCAAAUUCGAAAAGAAGAAGGAGAAGAAACCAGCCAAACGGGCCAAGGGCCAGGCCACUAUCGCCAAAAUGGUCAAAAAGCAAAAGAUCGAGGUCAAAGUGGAGGCCGAAGCCAAAUAA
Messenger RNA from Ogataea parapolymorpha DL-1, 1026 nucleotides. Its product is annotated as DNA-(apurinic or apyrimidinic site) lyase 1. The transcript has a single exon. Gene Ontology annotation, cellular component: mitochondrion; nucleus. The record is from RefSeq and is a predicted model, not a curated record. Bases 1 to 1026 code for a protein of 341 amino acids. Gene Ontology annotation, molecular function: DNA binding; phosphoric diester hydrolase activity; zinc ion binding. Lineage: Eukaryota; Fungi; Ascomycota; Pichiomycetes; Pichiales; Pichiaceae. Gene Ontology annotation, biological process: base-excision repair.